AGCCCGGAAAAGCUCUGCGCUUUCCCUCCACCGCAGCUUUCGCGAACCUUCGCUCUCCCAAUCUCGACCUCGACGUCUCCCCUCUCUCUCCCCGUAUUUGCAUGGCAGUGAGAUUGCUGGCGAAUGAGAUAUCCGACCUGUGCCUCGGGAAGCCCGCGCUGAGGUGCCUCUCCACCGCCGCCACCGUCGGCGACGCUCUCUCCGCCCUCAGGAAGUCCGGUGACGCCGCCGUUAGCCUGUGGAGCUGCGACGAUCUCCCGCCGAGCGAGGCCACGACCGAUCGCGAGAAAGGCGGAUGCGUGUGCGUGGGCAAGGUGUGCAUUGUGGACAUCGUCUGCUUCCUGUGCAGGGAAGAGAACCUCGCCGAUCCGGCCGCCGCGCUUCGGUCUAAGGUCGAAGCGAUCGUUCCGAAGGUCGCUGGCCUUGUCAGGCACUUGGAGCCCCACGCCAGCUUGUUGGAUGCGAUUGAGCUGAUCCUUGAAGGCGCGCAGAACCUGGUGGUGCCGCUGCGAUCUCGCAGGGGAGCGAUCCCGAGGAAAAACCUCCUCCACCACCAUCGUGAAUACUGUUGGCUCACGCAGGAGGACAUCAUUCGAUACCUCCUCAACUUCAUCAAUCUCUUUGCCCCCACACCGGCCCUUCGGAUAAAUUCUCUCGGCAUCAUCGACACCGAUUCGAUCCUUGCCGUGCACUAUUACGACCCUGCUGCAUCGGCCUUGCGUCUGAUCCCCGAAUCCAACCUCAAGCAAACUGCGGUGGCCAUCGUCGACGACGAAGGCCAGCUGAUCGGCGAGAUCUCGCCAUUGACUCUCAGUUCCUGUGACUUGACUGUAUCAGCUGCUGUUUUGACGCUAUCUGCCGGAGAUCUCAUGGCGUACAUCGAUUGCGGUGGUCCGCCGGAAGGCUUAGUUCGUCUGGUGAAGGAAAGAUUGCAAGAGAAGAACUUGGUCACGUUUUUGGAAUCACUGGAGGAGGAAUUAGCGUUUUCUUUGCCGUCUGCGUCUUCCUCUUCGUCAGAUGAAGAGUUUGGGUGCGUGAGGAAUGGGAGAGUCGGAGGCUACUCCGCGAGGAUGGUGAGGAGGUCAGAGGCCAUCAUGUGUUAUCCGAGCUCUUCGCUCGUCGCAGUGAUGAUUCAGGCGCUUGCGCACAGAGUUAGUUAUGUCUGGGUCGUGGAGGAAGACGGAAGCCUCGCUGGGAUCGUCACCUUCAAGAGCAUGUUGAGGGUCUUCCAUGAACGGCUAAGGUCCAUGAGCUGAAACAGAGCAAGGCGAAAUCCAAGAUUGAUGAACUGAAUCUCUGAUUAAACAGGCUCAUGAACAUGGCAGAGAUUGAAUGCUGGGAAUGUCACAAGUUUUGAGGAUGUGAACUUUAGUCAAAUCUUAAAUCUAUUUCCUGUUUUUCCAAUGAUGGGAACCGACCAUUGAUUGCUGAAGUUAGGGAUGAAAUUCAACUAUUGAGAUUGAUGAUGUGA
Rhodamnia argentea is the source of this 1471-nucleotide messenger RNA. RefSeq names its product CBS domain-containing protein CBSX5-like. The transcript has 2 exons. The coding region runs from base 102 to 1256 and encodes 384 amino acids. Lineage: Eukaryota; Viridiplantae; Streptophyta; Magnoliopsida; Myrtales; Myrtaceae. The record is from RefSeq and is a predicted model, not a curated record.